AUGUCAUCCAGACCUUUUGAAAGUCCUCCACCUUAUCGACCAGAUGAAUUCAAACCUUCUCACUAUGCACCAAGCAACAUUACAUAUGCUGAGGAGAUGCGUUCUCAGCCCAUGUACUCUCAACCAGCGUAUUCCUACUAUCCAGAGGAUGAAGUGCAACACUUCUACAAAUGGACUUCCCCUCCAGGAAUAAUAAAGAUCAUGUCAGUUCUCAUUAUAGUGAUGUGUGUAGGCAUCUUUGCUUGUGUUGCUUCCACAUUGCCUUGGGAUCUAGAAUUCUAUGGAAGUUCCUCUUUGGGAUCUGGUGUAGGAUAUCCUGGAUAUGGUGGUUUUGGAGGCAGUUACAGUGGCAGUUACGGUUAUGGCUCCGGAUAUGGAUAUGGUGGAGCCUAUGGCAUUGGAGGAAAUUACAUUGAGCCCCGAGCUGCUAAAGGCUUCAUACUUGCAAUGUCAGCUUUUUGCUUCAUUGCUGGAAUGGCGAUUUUUAUAAUAAGUGUUACCAACUCAAGCAUGUCCAGAACAAGAAGAUAUUAUCUAAUUGUGAUAAUAGUAAGUGCUAUCCUUGGCUUCUUGGUAUUCAUUGCAUCCAUAGUGUAUGUACUGGCAGUAAACCCAACAGCACAAGCUUCAGGAUCAGUGUUCUACAAUCAACUUGUUGCUCUGUGCAGCCAAUAUUAUGCCUCUACAAAUACAGGAAUCUUUGUGAAUCAAUACUUGUAUCACUACUGUGUGGUAGAGCCUCAAGAGGCUAUCGCUAUUGUGUUGGGAUUCUUGGUUAUUGUGGCUUUUGCCAUAAUCAUAUACUUUUCUGUAAAGACCCGAAAUCAGAUGAAUUAUUAUGGUAAAAUGAACAUUCUCUGGGAUAAAGCAAAGGUUUAUGAAGAAGAUCCCCCCAAUGUAGAAGAAUGGGUAAAAAAUGUAAAUGCAGAACCAGUAGUGGACUAUCCAGAUCGAGUUGCCAGUUCCAUGGUUUACUCUGUUUCUGAGAAAGUUAACGAAAAUCGAGUUUAUACAGACACCUACAGAGCUAUGCCGGAGUCUGAAGUUAUUGUUCCGUUAAUGAAGGACCUCACACAGUCAAAUUAUACUGGUAACAGUAGUUAUGAUGGAUCGACUAAGGAACCACCACAAAAGAGAAGAGCCGGAAGACGGAAGAGAACCAACUCUGAUAACUAUGAUGCAGAUUACACCACUGGAGGGGAGUCUUGUGAUGAGCUGGAGGAGGACUGGGACAGGGAAUACCCACCAGUAACAACAGAUCAACAAAGGCAAGCAUAUAAGCGAGACUUUGACUCUGGAUUACAAGAAUACAAGAGUUUGCAAGCUGAACUUGAUGAAGUCAGUAAAACACUCUCUCGACUGGAUAAAGAGUUGGAUGACUACAGUGAAGACAGUGAGGAAUAUAAGGUUGCUGCUGAUCAGUACAAUAGGAUGAAGGAUAUAAAAGCAUCAGCAGACUAUAAGAACAAAAAGGCACAGUGCAAGAAACUGAAGAGUAAACUGUCGCACGUAAAAAGGAUGGUCAGUGAUUAUGACAAUCGGAGAUCAUAG
Emys orbicularis (European pond turtle) is the source of this 1551-nucleotide messenger RNA. RefSeq names its product occludin (gene OCLN). Gene Ontology annotation, biological process: bicellular tight junction assembly. The record is from RefSeq and is a predicted model, not a curated record. The transcript has 8 exons. Gene Ontology annotation, cellular component: apical plasma membrane; bicellular tight junction; cytoplasmic vesicle. The coding region runs from base 1 to 1551 and encodes 516 amino acids. NCBI's taxonomy places the organism in Eukaryota, Metazoa, Chordata, Testudines, Emydidae.